Molecule: messenger RNA, 123 nt
Organism: Acanthoscelides obtectus
Lineage: Eukaryota; Metazoa; Arthropoda; Insecta; Coleoptera; Chrysomelidae
Source: the annotation of a GenBank genome assembly
AUGUGGUUACAGAUUUGGAGGUGUUCGAAUCGGUGUCCGUUGGCGUUCGAUUGUGUUCGCUCCUUGAUCGGUACAUCAAAGAGAGGUUCGAUCUGGUCUGGACAGGAUUUGCUGCGCUUCUAG